Molecule: messenger RNA, 936 nt
Organism: Gasterosteus aculeatus aculeatus (three-spined stickleback)
Lineage: Eukaryota; Metazoa; Chordata; Actinopteri; Perciformes; Gasterosteidae
Product: olfactory receptor 5F1-like
Biological process (GO): G protein-coupled receptor signaling pathway; detection of chemical stimulus involved in sensory perception of smell
Cellular component (GO): membrane
Molecular function (GO): odorant binding; olfactory receptor activity; G protein-coupled receptor activity
Source: RefSeq, a predicted model, not a curated record
AUGAUUACAAACCACAACAACUCUCAUAUAACAUCAUUUUUUCUUUCAGGUUUAAAUGAACCAAUGAACCUCAGAGUUGUUCUCUUCUCUGUCACUUUACUGUGUUACUGUUUUAUUGUGCUGGUAAAUGUUGCUGUUAUUGUGACCAUCAUCUUGGAUAAGAACAUGCAUGAACCAAUGUAUAUUCUAUUGUGCACUUUGUGUAUAAAUGGACUUUAUGGGACAACAGGUUUCUACCCAAAGUUUCUGUGGGAUCUGCUGUCUGCUGUUCAAGUAAUAUCUUAUUCUGGAUGCAUUUUUCAGGCUUUGGUGAUGUACUCAUUUGUCUGCAGUGAUUUGUCCAUUCUUGCAGUAAUGUCAUAUGACAGAUAUGUGGCUAUAUGUCGACCCCUGGUGUACCACUCUGUCAUGUCAAAGAAGAUACUUUUAAUGUUUAUCUCUUUCUCCUGGUUCACACCUUUUUGCAUUUCUGCCGUGACUAUGAUCCUCACAUCUAGAUUGAAGUUAUGCAGCCCAUAUAUUGCCAGACUUUAUUGUGUGAAUUUGAAUAUUGUGAAACUUGCUUGUUUAACAGCUGAAACUGUUGUUAACAACAUAGUAUCGAACCUAACAGUAACAUUUUUCUUAUUUCAGGGGUUUUUAAUAGUUUGGUCAUACGUGUUUGUCAUCAGAACAUGUGUGAAUUCUUUAGAAAACAGGGCGAGGUUCAUGCAGACAUGUGUGCCACAUUUAACCUCUUUGCUCUUUUUUGUUGUGACUAUGCUUUUGGAUGUCUUUAAUCUGAAAUUUGGUUCAAAUCUCUCUCUAACCAUUCAAAAUGUUAUUGCAAUAGAACUUCUCAUUUUACCUCCCAUCAUUAAUCCUCUGGUUUAUGGCUUUAAACUGACCAAAAUUAGGAUCAGAAUUUUAAGUGUUAUUACAUUUAAAAUUAAAUGA